AUGCCCACAUCAAAAAGCCACGUUCUUGCGCUCCUCCUCCUUCUGGGCCUCUCGCCGCUCUGCGUUGCCGGCGGCGGCGGGGCUCCGCCGCAGGAGCUGUGGUGCGUGGCGAAGAACAACGCAGAGGACGCGUCGCUGCAGGGAGCGCUGGACUGGGCCUGCGGGGCGGGCGGAGCCAACUGCGACCCAAUCCAGCGCGGUGGAGCCUGCUACGACCCCAACAGCGUGCAGAAUACGGCGUCGUUUGCCUUCAACGACUAUUUUCUCAAACAUGGCAUGACCGAUGAUAGCUGCAACUUCAACAACAACGCUGCCGUGACCUCCCUGAACCCUAGUUAUGGCAACUGCAAGUUCCCCUCCGGCAUGACGGGGAGCAAUGGGAGCUUUUCUGGUUCAACACCUUCUUCUUCUGUUGGAUUGGGACCAAGUGAAGAUUUGAGUGGAUGCAGGAAAGUUUCGUGGGGGUGGUGGUUAUGGCCCUUGAUGUUUAUAGUUUAUGUUUUUGGAUGA
Messenger RNA from Sphenostylis stenocarpa, 510 nucleotides. NCBI's taxonomy places the organism in Eukaryota, Viridiplantae, Streptophyta, Magnoliopsida, Fabales, Fabaceae. The record is from the annotation of a GenBank genome assembly.